UUUAGGUGAACUUUAAAUAAUUUUUUUCUUAUGCAGAAGACUUAACCAAUGGUUCAUAUGAUGAUGUCCUAAAUGCUGAACAACUUCAGAAACUCCUUUAUCUCCUUGAGUUAACUGAGGAUCCUGUAAUUAUUGAAAGAGCUUUGGUCACCCUAGGUAACAAUGCAGCUUUUUCCACUAACCAGGUCACUAUUUGUGAGUUGGGUGGUAUUCCAAUUGUUGGAAGCAAAAUCAAAGAUCCCAACCACAGUAUUAAAGAGAAGGCUUUAAAUGCACUGAGUAACCUGAGUGUGAAUGUUGAAAAUCAAAUCAAAAUAAAGGUAUACAUCGAUCAAGUCUGUGAGGAUGUCUUCUCUGGCCCCCUGAACUCCCCUGUGCAGCUGGCGGGACUGAGAUUGUUAACAAACAUGACAGUUACCAAUGACCAUCAGCACAUGUUUAGCAAUUACAUUACAGACCUGUUCCAAGUGUUGCUUACAGGAAAUGGAAGCACUAAGGUUCAAGUUUUAAAACUACUGUUGAAUUUGUCUGAAAAUCCAGCCAUGACAGAAGGACUUCUUGGUGCCCAAGUGGAUUCAUCAUUCCUUUCCCUUUAUGAUGGCCACGUGCCAAAGGAGAUUCUUCUUCGAGUUCUUACACUAUUUCAGAAUAUAAAUAACUGCCUCAAAAAGGAAGGCCAUUUAGCUCUUCAGCCUUCUUUCACUAAAGGGUCACUGUUUUUCCUAUUAUAUGGAGAAGAAUGUGCCCAGAAAAUGAGAGCGUUAGUUAAUCACCAUGAUGUGGAUGUGAAGGAAAAGGUAACAAUAAUACCCAAGUUCUAACUGGUAGGUCUUAUUUUCCAAAGAAUAAUGCAGUCUGGAAGUAAUGCAUGUAAACAUCUUUACAAAAGGAUUCUUUCAGCUGCUGAAUUUAAACAGUAAAUAGCAGAUUUCAUCAUUUCCACAGCUAUACUUACCAUGGUCUUCUGGUUUAUUUUGGAUCAUUUUAUUGAUACCAAAUGAAUAUAACAGCUUGUUCUGAAACAUUUCUUUCUUUUUAUUUUGCUGUUUGCCAAGCUACUUAAAUUAUUUCCUCGGCAUAAAGUGACAGUAACCUUUUUAUUGUAAGCUACUCUUCUGAUGUUUGCUGAGAUUUGCAGUUACUCACCUGAGAGAGCAUUAGUAUGUGAUUGUUUCAGAACUGCUGUAGGAAUGACCUUGUUCUUUUAGUAGCAAUGAGAUCCUAAGCUGCCAGCCUAGCCACACUCCUUUCGAAAGUCUAUUCUAGUCAAUGAAAAUUGUACACUUUUUGGAGAGAUGUUUCCUGCUACUCACCCACUUCCAUUCAGUGUGCCAGUAUGGAAAGAUGCUGUGUAUAAAAUAGUGGGAUCAAUCAAAAUGUCCACCUAUAAGCAAUUGCUUAAAUCAAUUAUCUAGCCUUAAAGAACUAAGCAGGUCUGAAUGUGCUAAUGUGGAAAAACACCCAUGAAAUACGGAUGUUUUUAAAUGAAAAAUAUUUAUGCUUAUAUAUGUUCAGUACAUUUCUAGAAUGAUACCCAAGCUCCUGGGAAUGGGACUGCGGAAUUAGGAAAUGACUUUUCUAUGUACACCUUUUACUGUUUGAAAUUUUUACUAUGGCAUAAAUUUUAUAAUAAUUUUUUAAAUAAAAAGGAAAAAAUAACUCACAA
Messenger RNA from Miniopterus natalensis, 1666 nucleotides. Lineage: Eukaryota; Metazoa; Chordata; Mammalia; Chiroptera; Miniopteridae. The record is from RefSeq and is a predicted model, not a curated record.